AGAGAGAGAGAGAGAGAGAGAGGCAAAGAAAGAGAGAAAAGCAAAGACGAAAGAGUACAUGCGCGUAAUCUCGUCCGCGAGCAGAAAAUUGUAUUCAGUUGUAUUUUCACUGUUGUCACAUAUCGAGAAAAGUAAUUUACUCGUGUAAACCGAGCACGAUUGAAUGAACGCGAAUAAGUGAGAAACGAGAGGAAAAGAAGACAGGUGUCGAACAUGUCGCGUUGCUAUGAAACUCGGUGAUAUUUUCGUCGAAAGGUAAAAAAACAUAAGGAAAAAGUAAGAAGGAUCGGUAGAACGCAAAAAAAAGAUUUUCUCAUAUUAUUUGUCGCGCGUGCGAGAAAGAGAGAGAGAGAGAGAGAGAGAGAAAGAGAAAGAGAGAGACAGAGCAGACCCUAUUUCUCGGAAGGUCACACAAGGCAAUAUAGAAACUAUCCAUCGCGUUCGUUAUAUGUGUGGUGGUCCGAAAAAGAUAAUUCGAAGUGGGGAAUCUUGAGAAACUUGAUCUCGCUGAGACGGGUCAGCACGCAUUGGUCGCGUAAAGGGGAGAUCCUGACGCAAGUGCGAAGAGAGAACGGACAGGAAAAAUCUAGAUCCGGGUUGUGCGCGUAUGCUACGAUUUUGGAAGAACGAUCUACAAAUGGAGCACGGGUGCGUCCUUAAAACGAAAAUGAGCGCAGAAAUGAAGUAUCGUUAUUUUAGUAUUGUUCUAAAUAUUGAUUUUUAACGCUCGACUCCAUCGAAGAGAGAUAUCUGAACUCUCUCGCUUAUGCAAAAGUACAGAAUUUUCUCAUUGUUUUUCUUUCUCUUUUUUCUUUCUCUAUUACAUACAUGCACACGUUCUUUAAAUCGUUAAACGAUUGACGAUCAUUUUUCUCUUCGAAAAUAAUACGUGCUUGAAAUGUGACAUACAUGUAUGAAAUCGAUCGUCCCCAGAUCAUACUAUGAGUAGUACAUUCGGAACGGAGGCAUCAACGGUCGCGGUCUCGAUGAUUGACGAUACGAUGACCGAUGCCACUAAGAAUGUCGAAAAUAUCGUUGACAAGGAAGCGACACCUAUUUUCUUGCAGACUCGAGCUGCUCAGGGCAUAGCCGGUGCUUUUGUCUGGUUAGCUCUUUUUUUAACUUGCCAACAGAUUUAUCAGCAUUUAAGAUGGUAUACCAAUCCCACGGAACAACGAUGGAUAGUCAGAAUACUAUUCAUUGUACCAAUUUAUGCUACUUAUUCUUGGGUGUCCCUAUUAUUUUUCAAUAGCGAAAGCUACUAUGUUUAUUUCUUUACUGUACGAGACUGUUACGAAGCAUUUGUUAUAUAUAACUUUCUGUCCUUAUGCUACGAGUACCUGGGUGGUGAAGGGAACAUUAUGUCUGAAAUAAGGGGAAAACCAAUACGUUCCAAUUGUUUGUAUGGAACAUGCUGCCUAGUUGGAAAGACUUAUACUAUUGGUUUCUUGAGAUUUUGUAAACAAGCAACGUUACAAUUCUGCUUGGUCAAGCCUGUAAUGGCUUUUGUCAUUAUAUUUCUUCAAGCAUUUGGCCAUUAUAGAGAUGGAGAUUGGUCUCCAGAUGGUGGUUAUAUUUAUAUAACAGUGAUUUAUAAUAUCAGUGUAUCUCUUGCUCUUUAUGGACUUUUUCUCUUUUACUUUGCAACAAGAGAACUGCUCACUCCGUUUGAACCAGUUUUAAAAUUUUGUACUGUCAAAAGUGUCAUUUUUUUGUCAUUUUGGCAAGGAGUGUUAUUGGCCAUUCUUGAAAAAGCGAAUGUAAUUUCACCAGUAAUAGAUAGCUUAGGUCAAUCAACAAGCGCUGGUACAGUUUCUGCUGGUUAUCAAAAUUUUCUAAUUUGCAUUGAAAUGUUGUUUGCUGCUAUUGCAUUGCGCUAUGCAUUUCCAUAUCAAGUAUAUUCAGCUGGUUGUGUUACUGACUCUAGAGGAAGAAGUGUGACAAUGCAAAGUAUUAGUAGCAGUUUGAAAGAAACUAUGAAUCCAAAAGACAUAAUGACUGAUGCCAUCCACAACUUUCAUCCACAAUAUCAACAGUAUACGCAGUACAGCUCUGACGUUAAUACCAACUUGCCGUAUGAAAAACUAUGACACAGUGAGCCAUCAUUUUUUUAAUUACAAGAAAUUGGACAUUGGGCUUUAUGCAAGUUUAAAUGAAGAUUGAACAUUAUAUAUAAUAUAACAAAACUUUUUCUAUAUUAAUAAUACAUAUUUAUUUAAUGAUUUAAAUGAAAAUCUAUUUACAGAAUUAAAGGUCAGCUCUCUCUCUGCUUAGAAUAUUGUUAGUUGUGUCAAAACAUUGUCAACAUACAUAGAUAGGCAUGAUUCAUUGAUUUCAUGAUUAACAAUUUCUUCUGUAAAAUAGAACUUAAGCACUUAACACAAAAGCACUUAGAAAAAUGGUGUACUUAUAUAUGUUGCUUUUAAAUAAAUGAAAAAUAUAUAUAACA
Messenger RNA from Vespula vulgaris, 2449 nucleotides. It is a transcript of the gene Tmep, whose product is annotated as transmembrane protein 184B. NCBI's taxonomy places the organism in Eukaryota, Metazoa, Arthropoda, Insecta, Hymenoptera, Vespidae. The transcript has 5 exons. The coding region runs from base 942 to 2090 and encodes 382 amino acids. The record is from RefSeq and is a predicted model, not a curated record. Gene Ontology annotation, biological process: transport. Gene Ontology annotation, molecular function: transporter activity.